GUCAAACAGCUGGACGCCGCCUCCCGGAGAGGCUGCAGCUCCUGCGGAGGAUGGUGACCGGCGGAGAGCUCAGAGAGGAGGCUGCCUGUCCGCUAACAAAGACCUCGGGGAAUGCACACAGAUCCAGAGCUGUCAGGUUGUCUUUGGGUCGGUGGGGAAGUUACGCCCUUCAACCCUGAAAUUACAACCAUGGCUCAUCCUGUAAACACAUCUUCCGCUCCUUUCUCUGGGACAGCGCUUGGCCAAGGUAGCUCUUUGACUUCGAAUUUAGAGAGUAGGCAAGCUUUGGUACAUGAUGGGAAAGAAUGUCUGGGGGAAUGUCGAAAGGACUCUUUGGAUCUUUGACUUUCCAGCUUAAUGGGGGCUUCUCAAAGGUGCAGAUCCUGCAUACAACAUCCCUCCUGCGGUUCUUAUUUCCUUGCUGGAACGUUGCUGCUACUUUCCUUUGUUGCGGUGAAGGCUUGCCCGAAGAUCUGCCACUGUUCAGACAGGAACGGCAUGGUGGUGCUGUGCACCUCGCGCAAUCUGGAGAACAUCCCGGCCAACUUACCAAAGGACACAGUUGUUCUCUUGCUGUCCUCAAACCGGAUUAGACACAUCCCAAAGGAGGCCUUCGCAGACCUCCGACGUCUCAGGGAGCUGGAUUUAUCCCACAACCUGCUCGAGAGCGUGGAAGUCGGCUCCUUCCAGGGAGUGUUUGACAGCCUGCAGACCUUGGAUCUUUCAAACAACCAACUCAGUGGUCUCCCAAAGGACACCUUCACCAAGCUGCACGCCCGAAUCCGUCUCUCCAACAAUCCAUGGCACUGUGAGUGCUCCCUGCAGGAAGUUUUAAGGGAACUGAGACUGGACCCAGAGACAGUCAACGAGGUCAGCUGCCACACGUCCGUGCGGGAAGAGUACGUGGGAAAGCCGGUCAUCCAAGUCUUGGACUCUGGGAUCAACUUUUGUAACUUCCACCACAAGACGACAGACAUGCCCAUGUUUGUAGCAAUGUUCUGCUGGUUCUUUAUGGUAACGGCUUACAUCGUUUAUUACAUCAGACACAACCAGGAGGAUGCAAGGAGGCACAUGGAAUACCUAAAGUCCCUGCCCAGUACGUCCCACAUCAGCAAGGACUACGACACAGCCAGCAGUGUGUUUUAGCUUCUGGCAGAAAGAGAAAAUUGUAGUGAGCACACAGAAAAUGGCAUUUCUGCAAAGAGUUCUUUAGAUCGCUGUGAAGCAUUUCCUCCAUUGCAGAUUUUUACCUAUUUCGCUUUUUAAGAACAAACUAUUUUAUAGCUCUAGUAGGAAAUAACAUGAGUAUAAACAAAAAGCAGUGUUCAUGAAGACUAAAAGUUAUUUCUGAUUCUCCAGUGAACCACAGUGAGAGACUUUAUUCACAAAUGGGCAAAACAUGGAAUAGUGGUUAACAUUCAUAGGAGUCGCAAGCCCACUAAAAUUAUUGCAAGAGCACAUCAACGACUCAACACUCAGAACAUUGAAUGCAGACAAGGCCUGGA
Molecule: messenger RNA, 1505 nt
Organism: Fundulus heteroclitus (mummichog)
Lineage: Eukaryota; Metazoa; Chordata; Actinopteri; Cyprinodontiformes; Fundulidae
Product: leucine-rich repeat-containing protein 3
Exons: 2
Coding region: 358-1146 (262 amino acids)
Cellular component (GO): extracellular matrix
Molecular function (GO): protein binding
Source: RefSeq, a predicted model, not a curated record